Linum tenue is the source of this 673-nucleotide messenger RNA. NCBI's taxonomy places the organism in Eukaryota, Viridiplantae, Streptophyta, Magnoliopsida, Malpighiales, Linaceae. The record is from the annotation of a GenBank genome assembly.
GUGAGGACGACCAAAUUUUAUGCAAGUUUAGAUUUACCUGAAGUUGCAGCCUUCCAGCAAAGUUUUGGUGCAAGGAAUCAUGAAUUAAGUUCUCCACGGUUCCUUGAACGAGAAGUUGAUCCCCCACCAAUUUUCAUAGAAGAUUUGAUGAGCCUACUUAGCAACUCUGCCAAUAAGCCGGUAAUUUUUUUUGAUAAGACGGCUGAAGAACUUUACAAAUCGAACGAUCAACAACCUACUGGGGUUCCAUCUGUUAUUCAGAACUUUCAAGGGCUAGAUGUCACAUUACAAGUCAAACUCAAUUCAUACACUUUCAAAAAUCCAAGACAUGGAUUUAGUGUCGUGAAGAUUGUUGAGCCUGAAGGGGUACAUCAGCUACGCACUAAAACGUUUGAACCUGGUCAGCACUCUAAGGAAGGAAAUAAGUCUUCACCUUCACCCAUCACUGUCGUGGGACAACAAUCUACUGGAGAAUCCAUUCUGGAUACCACAAUUGCAGCUGGGCAUGUACAGGAAGGAGAUGGUAGCCUUGAUGGUGGUGUUUCUAUGCCUCUGAAGAGGAAGUUAAGUAAGGAGGAGUAGGUUGCCUCAGUCAUAUGGAUGGAAUAGCUUAUAGCUACUAUUAAUUUUCUUUAUUUUAAGUUUUAUGUUGUGGAUGACCCAUCUUUGCCAC